Messenger RNA from Belonocnema kinseyi, 1486 nucleotides. RefSeq names its product acyl-CoA Delta(11) desaturase-like. Gene Ontology annotation, molecular function: iron ion binding; stearoyl-CoA 9-desaturase activity. The coding region runs from base 87 to 1112 and encodes 341 amino acids. The record is from RefSeq and is a predicted model, not a curated record. Lineage: Eukaryota; Metazoa; Arthropoda; Insecta; Hymenoptera; Cynipidae. Gene Ontology annotation, biological process: unsaturated fatty acid biosynthetic process. The transcript has 6 exons. Gene Ontology annotation, cellular component: endoplasmic reticulum membrane.
ACCGCGAGAACGAUUGUGCGAUAAUCGAUUACGCGAGUUCAAAAAGUGACGUGCUAAUAAAACGUAAAAAACAACCCUUGAGAACGAUGGUCUCUUGCACAAUCACCCAACUUGAGCUGCCGGUGAAGAAGAGACUUGAAAUAUCAGAGGCUCCUGCUGAAGUAGAAGAUCUGCCACCUGAAGAUGCAAAACAGCCUCUCAUUUGGUUGAAUAUAUUCGGGCUUUCAGUUCUACAUAUCUUAGCUUUUUAUGCUCUCAUAACAAGAGCUUCUGAGGCUAAAUUGUGGACGUGGAUAUUCAGUUCCUUAUACGGUACUAUAGCGGGCUAUGGCGUCACGGCUGGAGCUCAUCGUUUAUGGGCUCAUAGAAGUUACUCUGCAAAGUUACCGCUCAGAAUAUUUCUCGCUUAUCUGUAUUGUAUGGCAGGUCAGACUCAUCUCUACAAAUGGAUAAGGGAUCACCGAACUCAUCAUCGUUUCACUGAAACUCCAGCGGAUCCUCACGAUGCGAGUCGCGGAUUCUUCUUUUCCCAUGUGGGGUGGCUAAUGAUGAAACGACAUCCGGCUGUAAUUCGCAAUGGAAAAAAAGUCGACAUGAGUGAUAUCAAAGCCGACCCAGUAAUACGCUUUUUCGAUAAAUACUACGAGCCCAUCAUGGUUUCUCUCUGUUUCAUCCUACCAACUCUGAUACCCGUUUACUGUUGGAAUGAAACUUGGUUCAUCAGCAUCCACUCUGUCAUCGUUCGUUACGUUUGGCUGCUAAAUGCAACGUUUCUCGUCAACAGUUUCGCACACAUGUGGGGCAACCGACCAUACAAUAGGAAAGUGAAGCCGACGGAGAAUCCGACCGUCGCCUUUUUUACUCUCGGCGAGGGUUGGCACAACUAUCACCACUCGUUCCCGUGGGACUACAAAGCCGCCGAGCUUGGCGCUUACGGACUGAAUCCAACCACAGCUUUUAUCGAGGCUAUGUCCUGGAUCGGUUUGGCCUAUGACCUUAAAACACCCAGCAAAGAACUCGUUGAGAAGCUCACUCUCUCCAAGGGAGACGGCACAUCCAGUCUCUGGGGCCAAAAACACCACAACCAAAAUCACCAUCCCCAUGAACGCUGAAAAUAGCUUUAAUAAAAAAAAGAAGCACACUCAGUCUCUGGGCCAAAAACAACACAUUAAAAAUCACCAUCACUCUGAACGCUGAAAAUUGUCUCAGUCACUAAAAGAAGCACAUCCAGUUUUUUGGUCAAAAACAUUAUCUAUGUUGCGGAGACCCAAGUUAUUUUAAUCGCCUUAAUCUUAUUUUUUGUUUAGUUUGCUUUUAUAAGAUACUUUUUAUAACUCAUGCAUGAUUUCAGCCCUUAUCAAUGCGGGCCAAAGUUAUAUUUUUUAAACCCUAGGUAUUGAAAGGUACUUUUCAUACCCUAGGGAGUGAAAAGUAAAGUCAGCGGUGAAUAAUGAAAAUUAUCAAGCGAUAAAGUUGGUCGUGUUCA